GGGAAGCGCCGGCGAGUGGAUGAUUGUUUUUUUUAGGUGAAAAAGCGGCGCGGUUCUCAGGGGAGCUAUGGAGACUACUAUGGAACUACAACAAGGGGCCUAUGACUGGUUGAUUACUAUGGAGAAGGGAUGUCAGCAGCUGCACGCAGUGGUGGGGGUGUUACUGGGCCAGAUGCAGAAGGGGUCGAAGGUUGUUGUGGGGGAGAUGAAACUGGAUGAGUGGUUGGAAGCCCGAGGUCAAGAUAUGUUAGAAAUUAUGUGGGAACUGGAGGAGGGGCCGGAUCCUCGGUUUGAAGCAUAUCUUGAUUGGAGACGACUAGACGCAAAGAUGGGAGUCUGUCAGGCUUUAUUUCGGGAGGGGCGUGACCUGCGUUGGCGAAUGGAGGAGUGGUUGGAGGAGGACAACAUAGGGGCGGAUGGGGGGCUACCUCUUGUUCAUUCUCCUGCUGGGCGGGGAGAUGGUACAAUUGUUUCAGCUGAUCAACCAGGGAUAACUGAAGGGCCCGAUGCAAAGUGCAGUGCUUUGGUGAAGGGGACUACUGCGACAUCAUCGCCGAUACCGCCAAUAAGUGCAGCAACAGCUCAAGGAUUAACAACAAUCACGGCAGAAAUACCGUCACAAACAACAGAGGCAGUACUAAUGGAAGUGCUGGAGUUGGGAGUGGUGAAGAUGACAACAUCGACGGCGCCGAAGAUGACAACAUCGACAACGGCGAUGACAAUAACAACAGCAACAGUGACACCGACAACAACGCUAACGACUGAAAACUCCAUCAUCACCGGCGGGGGAAAAGGAGCGACAGAUACAACAACAACAAUAGCGUGGGAAGAAACAUGGGUUGCUAUAACAAAGGAUGCGACACGUGCAACACCAAUAUCGGUGCAGCGGGGGAGAAUGUGCGGUAUGCUUGGGAUGGUGAGGUGGGAGGAGGGAAUGAAGGUGUGCUUGACGGUUGUCCCCCCCCCCCCCUACCCGGUUUUUGUGCUUGGUUUGUCUUCGUUUGACCGGGCAGGAGUGGGAUAGGUGAUCUCCCUCGCGAAUGGCAUCAUGCACAUAGAUUACAGCAGGGGUUGGGUUUGGUGUUUUCUGUGAGCAACCCCCCUUUCCUCCCCCUUUUUUUUUACCUCGUCGUCUGGUUGAGGAUGGGAAUGGGAUAAUUGAUGUUGAUUGGUGUCGUUAAUUGAUGUUGAUUGGUGUUGCCCGGCUCGCAAUACCAAUCAACAAUGGGGUGCUGAGGGGGGCUGGUUAGGAUUUAGAGUGCGGGUGGUCAAUCCUUCCCUAGCGCGGGGAAGUAAUCAAUGCCCCUGCUUACAGAUCACACGCAAAUCAUAUCGCUGGUAUAGUUUUGAUUGACAACUGAUAAAGAUCAUACACUUCA
This is a messenger RNA of Chara braunii, 1379 nucleotides long. Lineage: Eukaryota; Viridiplantae; Streptophyta; Charophyceae; Charales; Characeae. The record is from the annotation of a GenBank genome assembly.